CUGGAGGCUGUUUACAAGGUUGUUGGAGAUCAAGGAGAUAUAGCAGUAGAUGACCUUGACUUUGAGAUGAAAGGAUGCUCUGAUAUCGGUACACCUGUUCCUGUUACCACCUCCCAACCCACAGCAGCCCCUAUUUUGUCCAUCUGUACCUUUGAGACCGACUUCUGUGACUUCAGCCAAUCAACGCCAGGUGCAGUGAAAUGGUAUAGACACUCAGGUGACCCACCAAUCCCCAACUCAGGUCCAUCUGUAGAUCACACUCUUGGAAACACAUUCGGCUACUAUGCCUAUCUCAAGACUGAUGUGGGCAACGAUGGUGACUUUGGCAAACUGACCUCAAGGUCAAUGACGGCUGGCCCUCAGGGGAUCUGUGCCUCAUGGUGGUACCAUAUGAAGGGAGCUGAUAUCAACAGGUUGGAAGUCUGGAGGGAUGGGUCAACCAAGGAGUGGGUCAGGGUGGGACACCAGGGCCCAGACUGGAAACAGGGUCAGAUCUAUCUAAAUGGUAUCUUUGCAGUGACAUUCCAAGGAUACAAGGGUGGUGGAUCAAGAGGAGCCAUAGCUCUGGAUGACAUCACCUUUAGCAGUGGGAAGUGUCCUUCACAACGAAUGUGUGAUUUUGAGCAUGGAGAAUGGUGUGGUUUUGACCAGGAUAUGAUGGAUGGUGGAGAUUGGAAUGUAGAACCAAACGACUUCACUUCAUUGGACCUGACCUAUGGUCCUGAUGCAGAUCAUACUUAUGGAACAAGUUUGGGUCACUUCAUAUACGUUGACAGCAUCGUUAACAACUACAUGUCAAAGGUUCGUCUGAUCUCUCCCGUCUACCCUGCCACUUUCCAACGAUGUCUUCAGAUAUGGAUAUUCAGCAGCGGUACGGACCCACCGGACUUAACAGCUACCAUCACAGUUGGUGAUACCCCGAUCACUCAAAUCUUGAGCCUCGAUGACUCUGCUGCUAUAAGCAUGUGGAUUCCGUAUGAAGCGUCAUUCUCCAGUAGCUUGGACUAUACUAUCAUCUUCGAAGCCACCAUUGGUUCUGAUGGAGUUCUAGCGCUUGAUGACAUCAACUUGAACAAAGACUACUGCGCCCCACCAGGGUCUUGUGACUUUGAAUAUGACACCUGUACCUUCUGGAACUAUCCUUCCUCAGUCAGUAAUGAUAUGUUUGAUUGGAUAAGAGCCAGCGGACCCACGCCUUCAUCGAGCUCUGGUCCUGACACAGAUCAUUCUGUUGGAACAGCAGCAGGGUUUUAUAUCUACAUUGAUUCUGGUGCACCUCGUCAGCUUGGCGACUCGGCCAUCCUCAACUCGCCGCUGAUGGUCGGUCAGAAGUGCUUAUCAUUCUGGUAUUACAUGGGUGGAGCUGACCAAGGAUCUAUCAAGAUCAUGAUUGAUCAGCUUCUGUGGUCGAAGAAAGGUCCUCUGAGUGGUGCAUGGCUGCAUGCUACUGUAACAACUGGAGCUGAAGAUCAGACUUACAGAAUUGGAAUUAUCGGAGAUGUGGGGACACCUUCUCAAAGCGACAUGGCCAUUGAUGACAUAAGCAUCUAUGACGGUGCUUGUGUAGCGGUUACUGAUCCGCCACCAUGUCAGUUUUAUUGUGAUAACGGGGGAUGUUUGACUGAUGCCACCUUGAGAUGUAACUUUGAAGAUGACUGUGGUGAUGGCAGUGAUGAGGUUAAUUGUGGUAAUUGUGACUUUGAGUUGGGUUGGUGUAAUUACACCGACUCUGGUGAUGGCAGUUUGAGGUGGCGGAGAGGAAAAGGAGAUACACCUUCACUUAACACUGCGCCAUCAAAAGAUCAUACAAUCGGAACAGCUGAAGGAUACUAUUUGUACACUGAUGCUAGUCCAGGCCCACAGUACACUGAAACUCUUUUCAUUUCCCCUGAGCUAAAUGAAGCAAGUCCUCACUGUAUUCUUGAAUUCUGGGUCUACAAAUAUGGAGGAAGUGGAUUUGUGAGCGUCUUUAUUGUGUCCGGCUUAGACAAAGCCCAUGUUGCAGCCCACAGUCAGCCAAGCUCCCAGGAGUGGAUCCUGGCUUCUUUUCCAAUUGGACGAGUAAGAGGAACAUUCCAGAUUGAGAUCAGAGCAAUACAGUUUUCUCAAGUGCAAUUUGCGAUGGAUGAUAUCUCCUUCCGUAAUUGUGACUUUCCUGAACCACCUCCAGAUGGCUGUAGCCCAGUGGAAUUUACAUGUGGAAAUGGACGUUGCAUCAACAUGGACAGAUAUUGUGAUCUUUCUGAUGACUGCGGAGACUCGUCUGACGAGAGUGAUUGUAGCUCGUACGAGAUGUGUGACUUCCAGACUGGCAUCUGCAGCUGGAGCCAGUUGCACACCGAUGAGCUUGAAUGGAGGAGGAACAAAGGGCUCACCAGGACUACUGGUACAGGUCCUGGAAGAGAUCACACUACUGGUCUAUUUUCAGGUUUCUACAUCCACCUGGAAGCAAGCAAUUCACCUUUAGGUUCCAGGGCACGCCUUGGCUCCAGAACUCUUUCCUCAGUAUCACCUCCCGGGUGUUUCUUCAGGUUCUAUUACCAUAUGUACGGAGUGCAUAUCUUCGAGCUCAACGUGUACACCAGAGAAGCCAUCAAUGGCCCGUUGACACCUAUCUGGAACAGACGAGGAGAGAUCGGAGACUACUUCCUGAGAGCGGAUCUUGAUUUGAAGGAUCUCAAAUACCCUCUGCAGAUUAUUGUAGAGGCUGUGAGAGGGGAUGGUGACCGAGGAGACAUAGCUUUAGAUGACACUAGUUUCACCCCAGGUUGUAAUUUCAUCGACACCCCUCUGCCAUCGGUGGUGACCCAGGCACCCACCGUGCCUCCUCCAGAUCUGCCUACCUGUGGGCCUGAUUCCUUCCAAUGUAACGAUGGGACGUGCCUGGAUGUCCAGCAGCGGUGCGAUGCGAAAACGGACUGCAGUGACUCCGAAGACGAGUCUAACUGUGGUAACUGUGACUUUGAGAUGAACAGCUGCGGAUGGAGUAGCAUUCCCAAUGGUCUAUACCUGUGGACCAGGAUCCAGGCUAGUAACGCCCCUCAGGGACGGGGACCAGAUGUAGACCACACCCUGUCAACCAACGCAGGAUAUUACAUGUUUGUGGAUAGCACAUUUGGAACAUUUGGAAUGACAGCUCUCCUUCUGAGUCCCCUCAUCCUCGGCAACUCUGGUUCGAGAUGUGAGAUGGAGUUCUAUUAUCACAUGCGAGGUGAUGCGGGUACAUUGACUGCGACUCUUUAUGUUGACAACCUCCCAGACUCAUCCUGGACCGUGGUGGGUGACCAGGGUACUACAUGGCAUCGAGGAUCUUUGUUGGUAGGACCAAGGUUUGCUGGACAGUAUUAUAUUCGACUAGAAGCCUCACCUGGCAUAGGUUUUGAUGACGACCAAGUUCCUACUGAUAUUGCAGUGGAUGAUAUCAAGUUUAUCAACUGUGACAAAUCAGCUGAUCUUAACUGUGACUUUGGGCCAGGAGACACAGAAGGAACGCUUUGUGGCUGGACUCAGACAAAUAUCUCAGACACUUUUGACUGGACCUUGCAUAAAGGCAGAUAUCGACCAAGCUUUCCUGGUCCGGAGGGUGACCACACAGAUGGCACAGGUUACUAUGCAUACCUGGAACCCUACAUGCCUGCAGGGCCUGGAGAUUCCUCUCGAUUAGUGUCUGGUCCGCUCAGGUCAACCAAGAAUCAACCGUACUGUUUUUCUUUUUGGUAUCACAUGUAUGGUGCCAGUAUUGGAACAUUCAGUCUCAUUCAGAGAAAUACGGAUGGAACUAGUGAAGUUAUUAUCUGGACAAAGAAAGGGAACCAAGCCAAUAUCUGGCUCUCUGCUCAGAAGAACAUAGCAACGGCCGGAAACUAUGAACUUGUCUUAGAAGCUAUACUUGGUGAACACUGGUUUGGUGAUAUCUGUGUUGAUGAUAUCUUGUUCAAAGAGGGCGCUUGCAUUGGAGCAGUUGAAUGUGACUUUGAGCUCGGUUUUUGUGAUUGGACAAACCUGGGCUCUGAAAUCGAUGAGUUUGAUUGGUUAUGGGGAUCUGCUAGUUCUACACAAGGGAGGGGACCAGAUGUAGAUCACACAACAUUCACAGGAUCAGGACAUUACAUCUAUGUGGACACCAGCAAGAAUGCCCCUGGGACUACAGGCAUCCUGCAGAGCAAAGACUACUACCACACCGGCCCUCGAUGCGUGUCCUUCUACUACCGUAUGAGUGGGUCUAGUCCUGGAACUCUGUCCAUCUACAGACAGGAUGACGGAGACCCGUUUGUUAGUCCCAGCUGGACCAAGACCGGGGAUCAAGGCGAUAGGUGGAUGCUGGCUCAGUUGGAAGUUACUCCUAUCAUGUCAAAAAGCUAUAAGAUUUACAUAGAGCUCACAUCGACAGGCACCUCCAAAGAUAGCAUCAUGGCCAUCGAUGACAUCAACAUCGAUGACAGGUUCUGCCCCAUGCAGGGUGCCUGCACGUUUGAAUACGACAUGUGCGGUUUCGACAACGAUUACCAGAACGAUGACCUCGAUUGGAUACGAGGGACCACUACAACGUCGUCGCCUGACACUGGGCCAAAAAUUGAUCAUACCUUGCAGACGGGAUACGGUCACUAUGUCUUUAUGGAGUCAUCAUUCACAGUGGAAGGGAUGAAGGCUUGGUUGCUCACUGAACAUUUCCCAUCUACUGGAGGUCGCUGCUUGGAUUUCUGGUAUCAUAUGUAUGGUGCAGGAAUGGGGGAUUUGAACGUUUACACGGUUACCCGGACAACGGAUCCAAAACUACUCUUCACUGAGAGUGGGAAUCAUGGUGAUAUAUGGCUUCAUGCGCAGAUUAAUGUAGAUGCACCCACUACAUUUUGGGUGAUCUUUGAAGGAGUCGUUGGAUUUAAUCACAGCAGUGAUAUUGCUCUGGAUGACAUAUUCCUGCAUCCUUCAGUUUGCUCUUUCACUACGCCACCUUCUACUCAACCUCCACCUCCACCAACUGUAUUACCUGACCUUCAUAACUGUGACUUUGAGAAUGGUUUCUGCAACUGGACCCAAGAACUCAAUGAUGACUUCAACUGGACCAGGUCCUCAGGAGAGACGGGUAGUGCAGGAACUGGACCCAAUACAGACCACACCAAAAUGGACCAAACAGGUUAUUACAUUUAUGCUGAAGCGACCGGCCAAGAAUCUGGAAAUGUCGCACGAUUAAAUUCUGCAUAUUUGAACAACGUAGAUGAAUCGGGAUACUGCAUGGAGUUCUGGUUUCAUAUCUACGGUAGACAUAUUGGUUCCCUGACUAUCUAUGAGAGGAGAGGGGAUAGGGAGGUGCAGAUAUGGAGGGAGACCGAGUCUCGGGGACCACGGUGGAAUCCAGGCCGCAUCCAUUUCGCAGAUACAGGAACUUACUACAUCAUCUUUGAAGCAGUUCGUGGGAGUGCAUACAGCGGUGACAUUGCCUUGGAUGACAUCAGUUUUCAUCCUGGUGUUUGUUCUACUCCUGAUUUCUGUGAUUUUGAGAAUGGCGAAUGUUACUACAGUCAGACAAGUCCUGAUCAAUUUGACUGGGUUGUCAUUAAUGCCAAUUCACUGUCAGUUGCACCACCGAUAGACUUCACAUAUAGAACUGAUUAUGGCCAUGUUUUUAUUGCUGAUAUGACCGGUCUUUCAUCAAACCGGGAUGUUGCUAUUGUAGACAGUGGGCCCAUUGCAGCUACUACAGGAGAUGGUAUCUGCUUUUCAAUGGCAUAUUACAUGGUCAACUCCCAAUACUGCCAACUCAAGGCUUUUAAGAUCCAGCUGGUUUCUGAGGAGGCUGAGUUGCUGUGGGAGAUGGAUGGGGUUGCACAUGAAGAUGAAUGGCAUGUGAUGGAGAUGAAUCUUAAUAAUACUGAUGGCUUCUUCAAGGUUCGCUUACAAGCUUCUAGCAAGGAUUCCCAGCAGAAUGCUGCUGUAUCUGUGGAUGAUAUCUCCCUUGGUACUUCACCUUGCACACCGUUCGGGUCAUGUGACUUUGAGACUGGUCUCUGCACUUGGAGGAAUGAGGAGAACCUUGAUGAUUUUGAUUGGAAGAUCAUUCAAGGACGGACACCUUCGACUGGGACAGGUCCUCCAGUGGAUCAUACCUUUGGAACACCUUAUGGUUCAUACAUCUUCAUUGAGGCUUCUGACUACCCAAAGAAUUCCAAGGCCAUCUUGAAAUCUGGAGAUUUCCUAGCAUCGCAGGAACGAUGCUUGGAAUUCUAUUACUAUAUGGACGGUAGCGGUUUGGGUAAUCUCUAUGUUCAGAAGCAGGCUGACACACAAUCAAAGUUCUCCAAUGUCGUCGUACUCAAAGGAAGCAAAGGGCCUGUUUGGCGACAGCAACUGGUCUCAUUACCUGAGAUAGAUGGAGCCUAUUCCUAUCAAUUACGAUUUUACGCUACUGUCGGAUCGUCAUUUCGGGGUGAUAUAUCGCUAGAUGAUAUUGCCUUUUAUGAUGGAGAAUGCCCAGAUCCGCCAUCAGUGUGUGAUUUCUACUGCGGAGAUCCUGAUAAAACCUGUAUACCUUACAGCAAGUUCUGUGACUUCACCCCUCACUGCCCUAACCAGAAAGACGAGAGCGAUUGUGGUACUUCUUGUGACUUUGAGGAGGGUACAUGCCGUUGGUGGAACUCCGGUCACAAUGUCUAUAGGUUUAUACGACAUCAGGGAGACACACCGGACUCGAACACUGGCCCUUCCUUCGAUCAUACAACACUUACUGCUUUUGGUUGGUACAUGUAUGUAGGAAUCACCCCAGACUCCGGGACGAGGUGGGCCGUGCUGGCAUCCCGCAUGCAUCACAACGCAGCCGCCACCUGCGAGGUACGGUUCUGGUACCACAUGUACGGGGAGGACAUCGGCUACCUCCAGCUCUACGUCCAAGAAGAGAAGCACCUGAUGCUGCCUUGGUAUACGAGUGGAAGUCAGGGAGAUACGUGGCACGAGGGUAUCGCAGCACUGGGAAGGAUCCCUGGAGGUUUCAAUGUGAAAUUUCAAUCAGUUCGUCGCUACACUGUGUUUGGUGACGUGGCUAUAGAUGAUAUCAGUAUGAGACAAUGUGCACUACCAGUCCCUCAGUCCAGGGAUUGUGAGAUAGAUGAGAAUCGAUGCGCCAAUAAUGCCUGCAUCCCUGAAACGAGACUAUGUGACUUUACCGACGAUUGCGGAGACUCGUCCGAUGAAGAUCCUGAUGUCUGUGAGAGCUAUGAUAUGUGUGACUUUGAGGACGGUUCUUGUGACUGGGUUCAGGAUACCGAAGAUGAAAUGGAAUUCAGCAGGAUAAGCGGACCGUCGGAACCUGAUUUGCGUAGCGGCCCAGUUCGUGACCAUACCACUCAAUAUCUUGGAUAUUACAUGGUAUUACGUGCAGGCACUGAUGGCUAUGAGGAAGGCGACAGGGGGAGACUGAUCAGCCCCGUCUACCGGUCCAACGGCCCUCAAUGUAGGGCACGUAUCUGGUACCACAUGUUUGGCGGGGACAUGGGGACCUUGAACAUCUUCCUGAGAACCAACAUCGGAGGCUACAUGGAUCUUAUCUUCACCAAGACUGGACACUCCAAUGACUACUGGGAGUUGGCCAAUCUUGCCUUGCUUGAUGCCGGAUCAACUAACUUCCAGGUUGUGAUCGAGGUCGUCCGGGCCGAUGGUCCAAAUGGUGAUAUAGGUAUCGAUGACACGUCUUUCACACCGGACUGUGUACAAGUUACGGGUGGUCUACCAUCGGGUACAACUACUCCUGCUGCUACUACCGUUGGUCCUUGCGGGAAGGGUAAAUGGCAGUGUGCAGACCUGACUUGUAUUGACUCUAGUCAGUACUGUGAUUACCAAGCGGACUGUCCAGAUGAAUCAGAUGAAGCAUUCUGUGGACCUUGUGUGUUUGACAAUGGGCUCUGUGGAUGGCAUGAUGAGAGCUAUGGACAGUAUGUGUGGCAGUGGGAGCAAGGUGGCACGGGCAAGAAACCAGAAAAAGAUCACACCAAAGAUUCUCUGAAUGGAUACUACAUGAAGGUGAUGCCUGGAGGUGGUCAGUUCAGUGAAUUUUCAAGAUUCUACAGCCCCAUACUGCCAGAUACGUCUGUUGAAUGUCUAGUGGAUUUCUGGUUCUUCCUUCAGGCAUCUAGUGACAAUGUUGAAUUUCAACUGGAAGUGCAAAUUGGGGAUGAACCCAGCUACAAGAUCUGGAGUUCACUUUUAACCUGGACAUCCUCGUGGAUGAAAGCUCAUGUAGGACUGGGGCGCCAGGAGACGGCCUACCAGUUAAUUUUUGCUGCAUCGGUGGAAUACAAGAAUGACACCAUAGCAAUAGAUGAUAUCACCUUCACCGGCUGCAAGGCUGUGUCCUAUGUUCCGUGUGAGAUCCUGUGUGAUAACAAGCUCUGUGUACCUUACUCUGCUGAAUGUGACUAUUCCCAGGACUGCGGUGAUGGAACAGAUGAAAGUACAUGCAGUGCAUACACAAUGUGUGACUUUGAAUCUGGAACCGUGUGUGACUGGACCCAAGAUUCUAAUGAUGAUCUAGACUGGUUCUGGCUCACUGGAUACCAAGGUUCUCCUGAUGGAGCCCCUUAUGAGGACCACACCCAUAAUAGUCCAUCAGGUCAUUACUUCUAUCUGAACUCGGCAGCAGAUGAUGUGAACAAGAAAGCUCUUCUGGAUGGGCCAGUGUUUUCUCCACCUCAAAGCCCAGGAGAUUGUGUGAUUCGUUUUUGGGCAUUCAUGAACGGAGCCAACGUGAAUCGUCUGAGCGUGCUGACUCAAGUAUCAACUCAUGAUGAGCCAGAGAGGGCUUGGACUCACGCUGUGUCUAUGGGAGAUGUCUGGAAUAAAUUUUUAGUUCCGCUGGAUGUUGGAUAUAGAUUUAAGGUAUACUUUGAAGGUAUCUCUGGAGGCCUUGAUGACAGUAUAGCGCUUGAUGAUAUCACCAUGACUCCAGGAUGUGUCAAAGACCCUGAUCAGACCCUACCGAUUACCGUCAAACCAACAGAUAGCCCACACUGUGGAGUUGGUGAAAGAGCUUGCACGGACGGUACCUGCAUUGCAUCCAAUAAGUUCUGUAACUUCAUCUUUGAUUGUGAUGAUGUCUCUGAUGAGAUAGAUUGCCCAUCUGUGUGUGACUUUGAGGUAGACAUGUGCAUGUGGAGACAAGGAGUGAAUGAUAACUUUGAUUGGUCAAGAUUUAAUAACUCGGAGACCGACAAUUAUGCUGGUCCUAUCGCGGACCACUCCAAAGGAAGUCCUAUGGGUAUUUACUACUACGUUGAUGGGCUCACCAGCAGUAAGAAUGAGCAUGCUACCUUGAUCAGCCCAACGUACGGCCAAGCAGGGGUAGAUUGCAUAGCCUCUUUGUGGUAUUACGUCUAUGGUAGCUCGUAUGGGAACCUUGAGAUCAAAAGAAGGGUGGAUGGCGAGGAAAGGACAUUGAUGAUCAUCAACAAGGGUAAUGCGGUAGGUGAGCAGUGGACGCAGGCCAGGCUCAGCCUUCCUCCUUGUCUGGCAAAUUUCAAUAUACUCAUUGAUGCUGGAAAUCAACAAAAUACCAAAAACUCUGGAGGGUAUGCCAUUGAUGACAUCCGCUUCGAUAACUGCGCCUUUGAGGAGUAUGAACCAUCCAAACCCUGUCUCACCGAUUUCUACCAAUGCAGUGAUGAACAUUGCUAUCACCAGGACCACAAGUGCGACCUGAAUAAAGAUUGUUGUACAGAUGGCGGCAACGGCAACGAUGAAGCUAAUUGCGGUUCUUAUCAUCAAUGUAACUUUGAGAGUAAUCUCUGUAAUGUAUGGAAUCAGUUAACAGUGCCUGAAGAUGAUUUUGAUUGGACUCAGGUUCAGGCUGGAAAGAUGAGCCAGAUUAGAUUUGACCACACUACAGAUUCUGUAAAUGGAUACUACUUGUAUAUGGAUCCACAAAACCGAGCCAGGACCGGUGAUAUAACACACCUUGGCAGUUAUAUUAUCCAAGCGAGUGAUACAAACUGCAAGAUGCGGUUGUUUUACUACAUGACUGGUAUCAAUGGAGGUACUUUAAAUGUCUACACACGUACAGUGGUAGGAGGCCCUCUACUGUUGAGAUGGACUGAUUCAGUUGAUCGAGGUCUAAUGUGGAUCAAGCAGACUAUUACGUUGAACAGUGAUGAAAUGUUUCAGGUCAUCUUGGAAGGGGUGAAAGGUCAAGGGUCAUCAGGUAUUUUGGCGAUUGACGAUACAACAUUUACUCCUGAAUGUCGGAUGUCUGGGUCCAGCCUUCCGGUUCAUACUACAAGGUCGCCUUCUACAAGCAGUGUGCCUACUACCACUAAAAAAUCUGCCAGUACUCCGUCUUCAUCCUCAUCGUCUUCCCAAACAACGUUCACUACUGAAGGUGGGGUGCUAACACGACAGCCACCUACCCACAGCCCACGCACUGCUGGUCUUGUGGCGGGUCUUUCUGCUACUUUUGGCAUCCUUAUCUUGGGCAUCCUGGUGAUAUCUUUCUUAUUCUGGCUGAGGGGAAGAAGAAGUGGUAAAGGAGAUCUAAGAGUUCUUAGGAAUAACAUGGAAACACCAGGAUAUGACAAAGACUUUGGGAAUGUUGAUUUUGCUCUACAGGAAAUAGACACAAGUAUGUUCGGAGAAUCCCCUACUGAAUCUAGGCCACCGAACAGAGGUAUUGAUAACCCAGUCUAUUCUGCACCUGCACAAUUGCCUGUUGAGGGACAAACAGAGGCCUGAUUGCUCACAUCAAUUUCAUGACACAAUUUGACAUAAAAAGAACAAAUAUAUUGAGUAAAACCUCUAAAAUUUCCAAGUUUAUACUCAUGAAUGUUUAGACGAAUUCACCCUUAAACCAUAAUUCACACUCAAGAUUUUGGCAUAAGAGUCACCAUUGGCCCACCCUAGUUCACUGUUAUGUGAGUACAUUCCCCCACCUCACACCCUCCCAGAUAUUUUAAGAGCAUUUGCUUCAUCCUAGUAUUAAUGCUCAAUUGAACAGCACCCCUGAAGUAAUAAUAUAACAUAACCAUUCACUCAAUUCAGUCUUGCAGUUUUCAUCAUUUUAUUUCUGUCAUGUUUUAUGGGCAUUUCCUUACACAUGUGUAGUGUACAUGUUGAAAUCCCAAUUUUAAGUAUAGCAUGACUUUCCAAUUGGUUCUUUUCAUUUUAUUUAGGUCUUACUUUCUUUUAUACUUAAAUGUAUUUUUUUGUCUCAUGUAAUGUUAUGAGUUUCAUUAGAGUGGGGAGGAAUAUGUACUCGGUUGAAGGCUCAACACCUUUUUUUCUUUAUAGAGUCAUUUUACCUUCUUAUAUUUUUUACUAUAUAGUGUGAUAAAAUACUAUGAAAAAAAAACCUAACACAUUUGUAUUCACAUGUAUAUUUAAUCAACAAAUAAAACCAAUAUCACAGGUUGCAGCAAGAUUUAGUUUUUACUUUUCAUGAAUAGAUUUUUAAUGUAAUUUUCAAGAUAUCAGUGACUUUCAUUGCAUUUUAAAUAAUCUAGUAAUAUUUGGGGGCAUUUGGGGAAAUUAUAUACUGGCCUACAGUAUGUGUAUUUGCAAAUACAUGAAAUCGAUAUUUAACACUUAUAUUAUUAUCACAAAAUCCAUAAUAAUUGUCUUUUAACAUUUCAAUAGAUAUGCCUACAGAUGCAUUAAAAAUGCUUAAUUCGGAUUUUGUGAUUUUUUUUAUUUUGACCUUCUUUGAUAGGUUUGUCAUGUAUAGGCAAUCUAAAAAUCAUGCAUUUUGGGCUGAGAUAGUGAUUUGAAUUAUUAUUCUUUGUCAUCAAAAUACUGUAUGGAGAAAUAUACACAAUUCAACAAAUAAUUUGCUUUUUAGAUUAAUAUCAUGAAGCUAAAACCAAACUGAUUGCAGUUUAUUUAUGCUUGUACCUAUAUUUUUUUUUCUUGAAAUGACAAAAAUUUGAAGAUCUUUUUAGUUAUGGUGUAUAGUUUCUUGUAUAUCAUUAUAAAAAAAGAAGAAAAAUGUUAAUGGUAUUUAAUGUAACAAAUAACAUAUAAUGUAUGUCUUGGGAAUGAUUCUUGCAUUUAUGGAAUGCCUUGUUAUAUCAAGUGUGUAACCAAAGAGAAUGUUUUGUGUUAGUAAAUGACUUCAUGUAUUUGAUGGAAAUAAAGACUGAUUAUGACAUUAUUGUUUUGUAUAUUUCA
Molecule: messenger RNA, 12141 nt
Organism: Lytechinus pictus (painted urchin)
Lineage: Eukaryota; Metazoa; Echinodermata; Echinoidea; Temnopleuroida; Toxopneustidae
Product: MAM and LDL-receptor class A domain-containing protein 1-like
Exons: 68
Coding region: 67-10710 (3547 amino acids)
Cellular component (GO): membrane
Molecular function (GO): protein binding
Source: RefSeq, a predicted model, not a curated record